AUGGAUCUCCGGCUGCUCUUUGCGGUUGCUCUUAAACUAUUGGGAUACAGCUUCUGCCGUGGCAGCUUUGGAAUCACGGAAGCUAAUGAACAAGUUGAAACGUUGCUAAAAGAGCUGGAUGGCAAGAGGGUUGGAAACUACAUUGUUCACAAGAGGAGAAAUCGUUAUGUUGAGUACAAAGCUGAUGCUGUUGGGGUUCCUGGAUGCAAUAUAUAUAGCGAUUUGAUAUACAUGUACCAGUAUGUGUUUGUGACAUACCCAUCAGAUUAUGUAAAGUUAGACACCCAAGCAGUGUUAGACACUAUGCAAUAUGUGAAGGACUAUACUAGAAUCGACGAAGAAAGCACGUUUUUCUGCCAACCGUUGCGAAAGCUGAAAACCAUGAAUGAAGAUCAUGAUGAUCAUUACUUGGAGCAUGGUGGGAUAUUGGUGGUAGUGCCACCUGGUGCCACCAUUGGAAAUCUAAAGCAAGAAGCAUGUAGAGCCAUUAAGGAGACUUACUGUUUGUGUGCUGCAGAACAUUUUGUGGUGGAGGAAAUUGUAGCCUACAAUGAAGUAGAAGACACGGCAGUGAUUCCUGAAGAAUUAGUUAUUAGAUCGAGAGGAGAACGAGUUGGUUUGGUAUUGACUAUAGAACCUUCGGGCAUAUGCUUGACCACGUACCAAGGUGGGAGUCACGCUAUGGAGGUUGUAGAUAGUACAAAGUGUGGGGCAAAGGAGGAUGACGGUGAGGUGAUGGAGUUAUAUAUGUCCAGGUUGCUGGACAUUGAAGAAUCAAAGAUGUGAUCACUGCAUCUCAACAAUCAGCCAUGGUGCCGUUCUAGGCUUUCCUUGGCAGCAGCGUAAGUAAAUUUUAGAGAGGGACACAUUGGAGACCAAUCUUUUUGAUCCCAGAGCCAGUAUUGUUCUUUGUCUAGUAGUACUUGAUAAUUGUUCAGUUAUAUUUUUAUUUUUGGCUUAAGAUAUUUUUCAUUUUUUUUUUGUU
Molecule: messenger RNA, 985 nt
Organism: Rosa rugosa (rugosa rose)
Lineage: Eukaryota; Viridiplantae; Streptophyta; Magnoliopsida; Rosales; Rosaceae
Product: PHD finger protein At2g01810-like
Exons: 2
Coding region: 1-786 (261 amino acids)
Source: RefSeq, a predicted model, not a curated record